AUGUCUCCAGAGUGGAAGACGUCACUCUCCGCAACGGAGAGACAAUCCGACCUGGGGCUAUCCAUGAGUGAUGCCGUAUCCUUGGAGCAGAACGCUUAUGCUGUUUCCAUCACGCGGGAUGACUAUUCAACCCGCUGCAGAGCUCCCCCCUCCACCCUGAUCCCCCAGCAUGACGCAAAGAGUGAGGCUCGCGAGGAUGAUGACGAGGCCCCAGACACCGGAAUACACAUUGGAACCUACCGAAACUGCGUCCCGGUCUCGGACGGCAUCACGUCCGAGGUCUACCGGUCCGGCAGCACGGCCCUCAAGGUCAUCGUCAACUUCCACCGGGACAUUGAGCCGCACAACCCCCAGCGCGAGUCCCGCAUCCUGGACCUCCUCCGCGACAAGCCCUCCAUCAUCCAGCUCCUCGACGUCUUCCGCGACCAGGAGCAGCGCCUCGUCCUGGCCUUCCCGUUCAUGCCCCUGACCCUGGGCGACCUGCUUGACUCAAACCACCACCACCACCCCUCCAAGCCCCAGAUCAAGCACAUCUUCCACGACGUCCUCCGGGGCCUGCAGUACAUCCACUCCCAGGGCAUCAUCCACCGCGACAUGAAGCCCUCCGCCGUCCUCCUCUCCUCCCCCUCGGGUCCCGCCUUCCUCUCAGACUUCGGCACCGCCUGGCACCCCAACCUCUCUGCGGCCACCGAGCCGCCCUCAGCCAAAGUCCUCGACAUCGGGACCGGUCCCUACCGCGCCCCCGAGGUCCUCUUCGCCGACCGCGCCUACGGUCCGCCGGUAGACAUGUGGGGUGUUGGCGUCAUGCUCUCCGAGGCCGUCUCGGGCGCCCCCGUCUUCGAGUCCCGCCCUUCCCACGAGGACGGGAACCAGCUGGGGCUCAUUCUCAGCAUCUUCAAGACCCUGGGGACCCCGACGCCUGAGACGUGGCCCGAGGCCAAGGACUUCAAGAUCACCCCAUUCGAGAUGUGGAAUGUGUUCCCCGCGAGGUCGUGGGAGAAGGAUAUCCUCCCCGACGUCGAUCCGGGGUUCAGAGAGCUUGUGGCCGGCAUGGUUCGUUAUGACGGUAAGAGAACUACGGCUGAAGAGGCCCUUAAGAGUAUUGAGCAAUUGGAGCUGCAGCCUGAAUGA
Molecule: messenger RNA, 1131 nt
Organism: Clonostachys rhizophaga
Lineage: Eukaryota; Fungi; Ascomycota; Sordariomycetes; Hypocreales; Bionectriaceae
Source: the annotation of a GenBank genome assembly